AUGCUCUUCACGCAGAUGGAGGCAUGUGCUAGCAGCUCUCGAUUGACCUUGACCCCUCUCAGACAGUCGCCUGCUUGUCGAGGAUGCUUGCUUAAUGUCUCCCGCCGUACAUUCGCUACGAGCCCUCUCAAACCGAAACCGAUACAGGGCCGAUCUCGCCGUUGGAUAAGACGAACAGGUAUCGUGAUCCUCAUCGGAGGCGGAGUCUACGCCUAUGACAAGCAAUUCAAUGCAAGUGCUCUGAGUCGGAGCUUGAGGACGGGCUGGAUAGGACUCGUGUGCACUCUUGACUAUAAGAUCAACUUUGCCCCGAGCAAGGCACAUGAGAUUGACAAUCUGCAUCAACGUGUCGCAGACAGACUACGUUGGGUCAUCGACACGAAUCAAGGGCUUUAUCUUAAACUCGGACAAGCACUGGGGCUACAAGCUGCGCUACUGCCAAAGCCAUAUCGAGAGGCCUUUGGACACGUCUUUGACAAGGCUCCUUCGGUCCCUUAUGCUGAAGUUCAAGGGGUCUUUCGACGAGAUCUUGAUGUCGAUCCGGAGGAUAUCUUUGUGUCCUUCUCGCAUGAGCCACUCGCUUCCGCCUCGAUAGCUCAAGUCCAUAAGGCGGUUCUUAGAACUCCACAAGGCGAAGAAUUAGUCGUCGCGGUCAAGGUUCAAAAACCCGCCAUCGAGAAGCAAAUGGAGUGGGACCUGUUCUCUUAUCGCUCCCUCAUGUGGGUUUGCGAAAAGAUCUUUGACAUGCCGAUGUACUUCGUUGCCAAAUAUGUCUCGGUGCAGAUGAAGAAUGAGACCAACUUUCAACAUGAGGCGGGCAACGCCAGGCGGUGCGCAGAAUUCCUCAGCCAGACUCCGGAAUUGAAGGACGAUGUCUAUGUGCCAAGAGUCUUUGGGGAGAGUGAAGGAUGUCGCGAAUCGCAGCGAAUCAUGGUGACCGAGUGGAUCGAUGGGUGCAGGUUGAACGAUCAAGCGGCUCUCGAGCGGAUGGGUCUGAAAGCUCGGGACGUCAUGGAUUUGGUCAUCUCUACCUGGGGAGCGAUGACCUUCUCAUGGGGUUUCCUGCACUGUGAUCCGCAUCCUGGCAACAUACUCAUCCGCCCGCACCCCAAGAAGAAGGGAAAACCUCAAAUCGUGAUCAUCGAUCAUGGCCUGUAUAUUGAAAGCACAACCGAGUUCCGGGAAGAUUACUGCAACCUCUGGCGGUCGCUAUUCAUGCUUGAUAUUCCUACGAUCGAGCGUAUAGCGCGCAAGUGGGGUAUCGCGCUGGACCCGAAUAUGUUCGCCUCCGCCAUAUUGCUUCGCCCAUUCCAAGUCAAAAAGAAAACGAAGGAGGAGCUGGCGCAGGAGCCAGAAAAGACUGCAUAUGAGCAGCAGUUGGAGCUAAAGUCGAGGUUCAAGACCAUGUUGGAGAAUGAGCAGCUGAUUCCGAGGGAAUUGAUCUUCAUUGCUCGGUGUCAAAGGAUGAUGCAGGCGAACAACCAGUUAUUAGGAUCACCAUCAAACAGGAUCAACCUCACCGCCAAGUGGGCCUCUACAGGGUACACCCGUUCACUGAACGCCCCUCGCACUAUCGCAAGAGUCGGUCUCAGCACAUGGCUCAGUGACCGAUUCCGAAUGAUCAUCCUCAGAAUGACCCUGGGAUUCAGCGACCUGAUCUUUUGGCUCGACCGAUUGCGACAAUAUCUGCUGCCAAAGUCCAAGCGGAAAGGCUGGGAAGAUCAACUGCAGGCACAGUUUGAAAGUAUCGCGAAGGAGGAGUUUGGGAUCGAGCUAGAAGACGACGUUUUCUUAGGCUGA
Messenger RNA from Kockovaella imperatae, 1800 nucleotides. RefSeq names its product mitochondrion protein. NCBI's taxonomy places the organism in Eukaryota, Fungi, Basidiomycota, Tremellomycetes, Tremellales, Cuniculitremaceae. The record is from RefSeq and is a predicted model, not a curated record. The coding region runs from base 1 to 1800 and encodes 599 amino acids. The transcript has 13 exons.